CUAAUCUGAGAUGCUUCUACAGUUAGGUCACCUGCCUAGUGGGUAAAAUGACAGAGAUGGAUGUGGUUUUCCUGGAUUUUCAUAAUGCUUUUGAUACUGUUCUUUAGAGCAUCCUUUGGGACAAGUUGUCCAGCUGUGAGAUGAGCAGGUGCACACUGUGCUGCAUGAAGAACUAGCCUGUUGACAUUCAAAAGCAUUUCCUUACUGAGAGGGUGGUUGCACACUGGAAAAGACUCUCUAAAAAGGUGGUUGAUGUCCCAUACCUGGUGGCACCUUAAAAGGAGGCGUUUGGACAAUGCCUUUAAUAAUGGGCUUUAACUAUUGGUCAGCUGUUGUCAGGCAGCAGGAAUAGAUGAGUGUUAUAUGCCCCUGCCAAGUGGAACUAUUCUCUCCUAGUUAAAAAUUUGUGAAAGCUGAACCAAAUGCAACCAGAAAGUAAAUCCUUCUCAAAACUGUUGAUCCUUUGAGGGUCUUUGCUAUGUUUCCUAUUGUCAAUGCUUUUUCUUCCAGGACUUCAGCCAGCAUCUGUUCAUGGGCUUGUGCUCUGGGUUAUGGCCACUGAGGAUCUGAAGAUCUUGGCAACUCACUUCAGUGCUUCGUGAUUCUUACAGCAAUUUUAGUUUUAUUCCUUAUUUCCAGUUUGAAACUCUCAAGUUUCAGGAGAUGCCACCAUGUCUCACCCUCCCUUGAAUCUAUUCCCACCCUUUUGUUGGGGGAUGUCCCCAUCAUUAGAAAUACCAGGCUGUGCUGUAAAAUGUCCCAACACCUUGUCUGCUCCAUAUUGAACCAGACCCAGCUUCAUAAAGCAUCCUUGCUUUAAAGGAUGGAGCCUCUUUUAUUAGUCAGUCUGACUCCAGGACCCCAAAGAGGGUGCAGUGCCUGGAUGAGGUCUGAUGCGUACUGAGCAGAGCACCCUAGUUCCUUCCAGCUAGAGACAACAAAGAUAGGAGAAUACAUGCCAGAGCAAGCCAAGUGCUGCCUGUGAUGCAUCGUGAGAGAAGAGCCCAAAGGGCUGGCCAGCAGUGUGAAGAGUGUGGACAGCCUGUGGGACUUUGUCCUGCAGCCUCCCAGGAAGGCAAAACUUGUUGCUGAGUGAGCCCUCAUGCUUUAUGUGCGUAGAGAUGUCUGUCAUAGCCAGAGAAAACUGGCAGGAAUCUGAAAAGGCACAGCCAAGGCCUCAGUGACUGUCUUGUAACAUCAAUGUGAGUAUAAGAUGACAAGAUGGGAAAUGGAGUAGGCAUUGGUGUAGAGGUAACCCCAGAUGCAUGUGCUGCAUGUACAGUGUACAGACGGUGUACCAUGUGUGUUGAUGGCCCAUUGUGAUAUCACCUAGAGAUGGAUUGUGAUGGCUUUGAGGGAUGGAUUGUGACCCACCAUCCCAUCCUGCUUACGGCUGAGCACCAAGUUUCACCCAGCCAGCUCAUGCCCAGACACAUCUGAAGAACAGGAUGCCAUCCAGAAGGACCUAGACAGGCUCCUGAAGUGAGCCCAUGGAAAUCUCAUGAGGUUUAACAAGACCAAGUGCAAGAGUCACUGAAGGAUUUUCCCCCUGCCUGCCAGGUUCAGGCAUCCGGGACACCCAGGAGGUGCACUUGCAGCAGCAGAGCAUAAAACCUGCUGCUGCAAUGCUGGUGAACGGUAGCAACUCAUAACCCCAGCUCCCCUCAGGCCCCUGCAGAGAAGAGCAUGUCCACAGAGAUCGACAGCUGCUGUCCCAUCUGCCUGGACAGCUGGAAGGAGAUCAGCUACAUAUUGCCAUGCCUACACCAGUUCUGUUACACCUGCAUCCUGCAGUGGGCAGAGAAGACACCCAAGUGCCCCCUCUGCAAGAGGAGGAUUCUAUCCAUCUUGCACUCAGUGGGAGCAGAAAAUGACUACAUGGAGCAUGUCAUUGCACUGUCUGAGACAUCAUCCAUCAUUGUCCGUCAGGCAAGAGGAGACCCCAGACACCUUGACCUCCACUUCUCUGGAGCCCCCCAAACAUGGGCUGCAGAAGGAGUGCCCAGGCAUCCUGUGGGCAGCCUCCAGCCUGGGGAGUGGAUGGUGCUUUUCCGGGACCACCCAUGCCUCCUAGAUACCCUGGUGCUCUGGGUCCGACCAAGGCUGAGGCAGAUCUUCAGGAACAACUGGACAGAGGCAGACCUAGUGGAGGAUGCUGUCAUGGACAUCCUGACUAACCAUGGAAUCGAUGAAGACCAGCUGAUCCAGAUGCUGUGGGUCUCCCUCCAAAACCUUGCCGCGACAUUUGUGCAACAGCUUGUCCGUGUUGCUGUGCGACGGUGCAGCAGGGAGGCCUGUCGUCUGCUGGCCCACCAGCCCUGUCUCCCUGCCCAGGUCCCAGCCCUUCUGACAGCCCUGCAAGAUGCACAGUGGAUGAGGUGCCCAACACCUCCUCCACUGCCAUGGAUGGGGAUUCCAGAAGCUACCCCUCUGUACCCAUUACCAUCGCUCUUGGAGCAAGAAGAGCCCCACGAGGAGCCAGAGGAAUCUGAUCCUGCAUCCUCCACUUCCAGACAGAGCAGUGAAGCCCUCCUGAGGGGGCGUGGUGACCCCUGAAGAGGCAGGCAAAUGGCCCUGGGGCCUCUUCAGCCACUCUUGCAUCCGUGACUUUGGAGGAUGCCUCAGGGAUUAGCCAUAUUGGGACUGGGCCACCAGCUGGGGCAUGCACCAACCCUCUAGGGCUCCCAGCCCCUCAGAUCCAGCUAUCCAAAUAAAAUGAAUGCAUGGAAACCAAAAAAAAAAAAAGUCUCAGUGUUACAAACAGGACAGAUGGCAUUUCUGUCCUUGUUAUUCUCCCAUCAGAAAAGUGAUGGCCAGAUCCAGGCCCAUUCCUGUAGCCAGCCCCAGGGCAGGUAUUUCCAGCUCAAGGGUCUCCAGGUCCAGAUUGUGCCCCACAGCUCAUCACCCCAGGGCACUC
This is a messenger RNA of Ficedula albicollis (Collared flycatcher), 2917 nucleotides long. RefSeq lists its product as uncharacterized. Bases 1687 to 2556 code for a protein of 289 amino acids. The record is from RefSeq and is a predicted model, not a curated record. Gene Ontology annotation, biological process: protein monoubiquitination; protein polyubiquitination. NCBI's taxonomy places the organism in Eukaryota, Metazoa, Chordata, Aves, Passeriformes, Muscicapidae. Gene Ontology annotation, molecular function: metal ion binding; ubiquitin protein ligase activity. The transcript has 3 exons.